UCUCGCAGCAAGCGCAACAUGGAAGUUUAACCUGGACCAAAUUACGGAGAAGCAACUCGCUGAAAACGCUUCCGUCUGCGCGAAAAUAGAUAUUUAUUACAUUUCCUACCGACGUAGAUUUUUCUAGUCACUUUAGGAAUUAAUUUAAAGUAAUGACAAUGUUGGGUAUGUAUGUCCCAGAUAGAUUUUCUCUGAAAUCCUCUAAGGUCCAGGAUGGAAUCGGGCUUUACACGGCGAGGCGAGUGAAAAAGGGGGAAAAGUUUGGCCCAUUUGCUGGAGAAAAGAAACUGCCAAGUGAGCUGGAUGAGACCACGGACACCAGACUGAUGUGGGAGGUCCGAGGUAAUAAAGGCGAUGUGCUUUAUGUUCUGGAUGCCAGUAACCCUCGGCAUGCCAACUGGUUGCGUUUUGUCCAUCAGGCGCCAUCGCAAGAGGAGAAGAAUCUGGCAGCCAUCCAGGACGGAGAGAACAUCUUCUACCUGGCUGUAGACGACAUAGAGACCGACACAGAGCUGCUGAUUGGCUACCUGGACAGUGACAUGGAGGAGGAGGAGGAGGAGGAGGAUGAGGAAAUCAUAAAAGAAGAAGACGAAAACAGCAAAGAGGCCAAACAUCUCGUUGAAAUGGUGUGUACAGACCUGGUGAUCAAGAAGGAGGACCACCCAUGCCUGUUGUGUGAGAGCAGCUUCCCGAGCGAGGAGAUCCUUGCGGCCCACCUCCAGAGCCUGCACCAGAGACCGAGCACAGAGGAAAAGGACUACAAGUGCCGAAACUGUGGCAAGAAGUUCCCCAUCAGACAAGCCCUACAGCGCCAUGUCCUCCACUGCGCCGAGACCCUUGGUCCUUCAGGAGAGCACAGAGCGCAUCACCAGUGUUCACUCUGUCACAUCACCUUCAGCUCAGAAUCCAGUUAUGACCAGCACAAGGAAGCGUGUAGAGGAGAUGCCAGAUUCAUCUGUAAGGCUGAGAGCUGUGGGAAGAGGUUCAAGAGUAAAGAUGCCUUGAAGAAACACAAAGGGAACGUCCACACAGGAAGCUCCAGACGAAAGCUCAUGUGCACCAUCUGCAACAGGAAGUGCUCCUCCUUACUGAAUCUCCAGGAACAUCGCAAGGUCCACGAGAUCUUUGACUGUGCUGCCUGUGAUAAGAAAUUCAUCUCCACCAACCAGCUCAAGCGCCACAUGAUCACUCACUCAGAGAAACGGCCCUACACCUGUGAGAUCUGCAGUCGUUCCUUCAAGCGUCUGGACCAGGUGACGGCCCAUAAAAUCAUCCACAGCGAGGACAAGCCCUACAAAUGUAAGCUGUGCGGUAAGGAGUUUGCCCACCGGAAUGUCUACAAGAACCACAAGAAGACCCACUCUGAGGAGAGGCCCUUCCAGUGUGAGGAGUGCAAAGCCCUGUUCCGCACCCCCUUCUCUCUACAGCGCCACCUCCUCAUCCACAACAGUGAGAGGACGUUUAAGUGUGACCAGUGUGACGCCACCUUCAAGAGGAAAGACACGCUUAACGUGCACAUCCAGGUCGUUCAUGACGGACACAAGAAGUACAAGUGUGACCUGUGUGAGAAGGCCUUCGUCACCCCCUCGGUUUUGAAGAGCCACAAGAAGACGCACACAGGGGAAAAGGAGAAGAUCUGCCCAUACUGCGGACAAAAGUUUGCCAGCAACGGCACUUUGAGGGUCCACAUCCGCAGCCAUACAGGAGAGCGUCCAUACCAGUGCCCUUACUGUGACAAAGCAUUCAGCAAGAAUGACGGACUGAAGAUGCACAUCCGCACCCACACACGGGAGAAGCCAUACAAAUGCAGCGAGUGUAACAAGGCGUUCAGUCAGAAGAGAGGUCUGGAUGAGCACAUGAGGACCCACACCGGAGAAAAACCCUUCCAGUGUGAUGUGUGUGAUCUGUCAUUCAGCCUGAAGAAGAUGCUGAGCAGACACAAGCUGACCCACAACCCCAACCGGCCCAUGGCUGAGUGCUCGCUGUGCCAUAAGAAGUUCACCCGGAAUGACUACCUCAAAGUGCACAUGGAGAAUGUUCAUGGGGAGACGGAGGGCUAAGGGAAUCUACUGUAUCUCAUCGUUUACUAAAGAUAUAUACGACAUUAUUUACAGUGUUAUACAUACAGUAUGGCCUGAUAUGAAUUUCAGAUGUAGCAAUAAGCAGUAUUUUUCUCUAUUAAAUAUUAUAUAUAUAAUAUACAAACAUGCAUAUAAAUAUGGAAACCUCCUGAUUUCAAUGUUUAAACAUAUCCUGUACAUUUGAAAGAUAUGAAAUGUAGAUAUUACAUUCACAGGGACUUUUGGACAAUGCAUAAAACAUGGUUCUGAUCUGCUUCCAGUAUGUCCCUCUGUCCCUGUUUACAGUUUACAUUACGUUAACGUCUAAUAUGAUAUUUUGGGUGUGGCGUUUCCAGACAGUGCAGCACAAUACAACAACCAGGCUGGCUCAAAAAGCCUCAAGCCUACUUCCGUGCUUCUUAGUGCCUGCCUCAAGCUCGCCGUACAGUGUCUUUGCCACCUUCUCAGGUUUCCCACUGCCACAACUAUGCUUGUGACCAGUUAAAAACUUUCCAAAGAGUUUCCAAGCCAAAGAUGUUUACCAAAUACAGACAAGCCCACACAUUGUCUGGAAAUGCAAUGAAUUCCUUAUUAUCUGGAAAUGCAAUGAAUUCCUUAUUACUGUUGUCAAGUUACUGUUAAGAGCCACAAUGUUUUAUGUCUUUGAUAUCCGCAGAGUUUUAUAUGGCUUUUUCAUAUACCAAUGGACCCGACAGUUUCUUUGUGUUUACAGUGUUGUUUUUGUAAUCAUGUAUGUUAAAAGGAUUAAUGUACUGUAUUCAAUGGAUGGUGCAAUUAUGAAUGUUCCUCUGUUCUGUUUAUAUUACCAGACCCAUAGACGUUCUAUGUUCCACAGGCGUUCACAUGUUCCGUCUCUAACUGUUCACCUCAAACUGUGAAUGUUCCACAUUACACUUCCAUGUUGAAACGUACUUCAUAAAAAAGCAUGUUGCUUAACCUUUA
Esox lucius (northern pike) is the source of this 3023-nucleotide messenger RNA. It is a transcript of the gene prdm5, whose product is annotated as PR domain containing 5. Gene Ontology annotation, molecular function: histone deacetylase binding; DNA-binding transcription factor activity; RNA polymerase II cis-regulatory region sequence-specific DNA binding. The record is from RefSeq and is a predicted model, not a curated record. Bases 153 to 2060 code for a protein of 635 amino acids. Gene Ontology annotation, cellular component: nucleus; cytoplasm. NCBI's taxonomy places the organism in Eukaryota, Metazoa, Chordata, Actinopteri, Esociformes, Esocidae. The transcript is spliced from 16 exons. Gene Ontology annotation, biological process: regulation of transcription by RNA polymerase II; cell fate commitment; negative regulation of DNA-templated transcription.